UUGACUGCUCCCCGAACAACUGUUGCACACACAGACACAGGAACAUUUCUCAACCGCUGGACGUUCCCCGACAUGUUGUUUAGUCCCACAGGCGUGUCGGAGUGUUUUCGAGAAUGGGGCGACAUAGAGAAGGACUACCAACAAAUUCAAGACACCCAUCGCUUGUACAAACAGAAACUUGAGGAAGUCACCAAACUGCAAGUCAGCUGCACCGCUGCCAUCGAGCGUCAGAGGAAGAAGCUUAAAGAGCUCUCUGCAUCACUAGAAGAGUGCAAAGCCAAACAUCCAGAGCAAAAGUUAAGUCCGGAGGAUGUGGAGUCUAUCGCUGACAUCGAGGUGUCAAUCGGAGAGAGAGACAACACUUUCUCCGAGAUGGAAGCCUUCCUACCAAAGAAGAACGGGUUAUACCUCACUCUCGUUUUAGGAAACGUCAACGUUACCCUCCUCAAUAAGCAGUCAAAAUUUGCCUACAAAGACGAAUACGAGAAAUUUAAGCUGGUCCUCACCGUCAUACUCUUCCUCUUCUCGUUCACGUGUCGCUUUUUGUUCAGCUACAGAAAUCUGACCAGAACUGGACUUAGAAGACCAAGUGGGGGAGCCUUGGACGCAAUGUUCAACUUCCUCCUGGUGUGGUAUUACUGCACGCUCACCAUCCGCGAGAGCAUCCUCAUCAACAACGGCUCAAGGAUCCGAGGCUGGUGGGUGUUCCAUCACUACGUGUCCACCUUCCUGUCAGGAGUCAUGCUCACGUGGCCCGAGGGGACCCUGUACCAGAUGUUUCGGAACCAGUUCCUUUCAUACUGCUUGUAUCAAAGCUUUGUGCAGUUUCUACAGUACUACUACCAGAGCGGCUGCUUGUACAGACUACGAGCGCUGGGAGAGCGACACAACAUGGACCUCACCGUCGAGGGCUUCCAGUCAUGGAUGUGGAGAGGCCUUACCUUCCUGCUGCCAUUCUUGUUCUUUGGUCACUUCUGGCAGCUCUACAACAGUGUCACACUUUUCAAGAUGUUCCAACUCCCAGAGUGCAAAGAGUGGCAGGUUGCCAUGUGUGGCUGCUCCUACAUGGUGCUGUACCUGGGGAACUUCAUCACCACACUGGGCGUGGUGUACCAGAAGUACAUGAAGAACCAGGACAACAAGUCCAAGUCUUUGUAGGACACUCUGUUGUUCCCAUGCGUCAUUGUGCUGUUAGCCUUAUCAGUGUAUUAUCAGUGAUUUGUUGGUUAAAACAGCGUUGUUUUGCUGUGGAAGUAUGUUACUCAAGUGUCUUUCCUGGACGUGUUUCUGAACAAGACAUCUUAAAAUUAGAUUUCUUGGGGAAAAAAUGGGUAGUUUGUUUCUCAGCUGCUGCCAUGUAUUACUAUUAAUAUUAUUUUCCUUCCAAAAAGUGAAUAAAAACACUCCUU
Dunckerocampus dactyliophorus (ringed pipefish) is the source of this 1409-nucleotide messenger RNA. RefSeq names its product transmembrane protein 120Aa (gene tmem120aa). Bases 73 to 1158 code for a protein of 361 amino acids. The transcript has 13 exons. Gene Ontology annotation, biological process: fat cell differentiation. Gene Ontology annotation, cellular component: membrane. Lineage: Eukaryota; Metazoa; Chordata; Actinopteri; Syngnathiformes; Syngnathidae. The record is from RefSeq and is a predicted model, not a curated record.